Molecule: messenger RNA, 933 nt
Organism: Ramularia collo-cygni
Lineage: Eukaryota; Fungi; Ascomycota; Dothideomycetes; Mycosphaerellales; Mycosphaerellaceae
Product: related to ATP-binding protein, putative pantothenate kinase
Exons: 3
Coding region: 1-933 (310 amino acids)
Cellular component (GO): cytoplasm
Source: RefSeq, a predicted model, not a curated record
AUGGCCAAGAUUGUUGAUGACAAGUCUGAGCACUGUGUUCCUUUCAUUAUCGAGCGACUCAAGCAGCACCGUGAGCAAUACGAGAGCAAGAGAGAGGUACCUCCACCCUUCUUCCUCGGGCUGAAUGGCGUGCAAGGCGCUGGUAAGACAACAUUGGUUGAAACUCUAAGCAAGACACUUUCGAGCCCACCACAUGGCCUGCCGGUCGUGGUGCUCUCCAUCGACGACUUGUACCUUUCCCAUGAUCAGCAAAAGGCUCUGGCCGACGCCUAUCCAGAUAAUCCCCUCGUUCAACACCGUGGUGUUCCAUCCACUCAUGAUAUCAAGACCGGAAAAGAGCUCUUCGAUGCCAUCUCGAGCCGAAAGACCAACAUCAAAUUGCCCAGCUACGACAAAAGUCAGCACAAUGGAGCCGGCGAUCGCCGUCCGGAGAGCGACUGGGAGAUUGUGAAUGCGAAUGGACAAAAACCAGUAGAGGUUGUCAUUUUUGAAGGUUGGUGCGUUGGAUUUCGUCCUUUGACCGAUGCAGAGGUCGAGUGCAAGUGKCUAGCAGCGAAGGCCGAAGCCGAAGACAGUGCCAACGACUACCAGGGUCAACUGGGCAGACUCAAGCUUGAAGAUGUUAUGUUCAUCAACAAUCAGCUGAGAGACUAUGAUGCUUUGACAGACAAGUUUGGGGCUUUCGUGCACAUUGAUGCCGAAGACCCUGUCUACGUAUACCACUGGAGAGAGGAACAGGAAGCUGCCAUGCGAGCCUCCAAAGGCACUGGCAUGACCAAAGAGCAGGUUGUUAACUUUGUGAAUGGCUACUAUCCUUGCUACGAGCUCUACACUGAUGUGCUGAGGCACAGCAUAUUUGGCGGAGAAAAGGACAAGCAAUUGCGAUUAGUUGUUGGCAAAGAUAGGCGAGUGAAGGCCGUUCAUAGAAUUUGA